Ostrinia furnacalis (Asian corn borer) is the source of this 1478-nucleotide messenger RNA. RefSeq lists its product as uncharacterized. Gene Ontology annotation, biological process: DNA integration. Gene Ontology annotation, molecular function: nucleic acid binding. The record is from RefSeq and is a predicted model, not a curated record. Lineage: Eukaryota; Metazoa; Arthropoda; Insecta; Lepidoptera; Crambidae. Bases 279 to 1214 code for a protein of 311 amino acids. The transcript has a single exon.
UCUUAGACUCUAACGAUAUUAUUCGUGUCGGCGGUCGCCUGAAUAAUUCCCCCUAUACUUAUGAUGUUAAGCAUCCUAUUUUGCUUUGUAGUAAGCAUCAUUUUACUACAAUUCUUUUUGAUUAUUUUCAUAAAAAAUAUAUACACGCAGGCCCCCAACUCUUACUUGCAAAUAUUAGACAGAAUUAUUGGCCGUUGGGUGGCCGCAACUUGUCAAAAAAAUGUGUUCAUAAAUGCGUUCGGUGCUGUAGGUAUAGAGCCAAAACUAUUCAGCCUAUUAUGGGUCAAUUGCCAUCGUCUCGCACCGAACUAGAGUACCCAUUCUUACAUUGUAGUGUUGACUACGCUGGGCCAGUUCUGAUAGCCGAUCGGAAAGGGAGAGGUUGCAAACUCAUUAAGUCAUUUUUAGCCAUAUUUGUUUGCAAUUCAGUUAAAGCCAUACACAUCGAGCUCGUUACGGCUCUGUCGAGUGAAGCUUACUUAGCCGCUUUAAAUCGUUUUGUGUCACGUCGUGGCAAGCCUCAAAGCAUCACGUCUGACAAUGGAACUAAUUUUGUUGGUACUUACAAUGAUCUUUCAAAAUUCUUAAUUCAGUCCGAUGUUGAGGGCGUAAUAGCUCAGGAGGGUAUUGACUUCAAGUUUGUUCCAGCGUACAGUCCCCACUUUAACGGCUUGGCAGAGUCAGCUGUUCGUUCCACGAAGCACCACCUUAAGCGGCUGUUAGACGUCACUCACCUUACUUACGAGGAAAUGUCUACGUGCCUCACGCAAGUUGAGGCUAUUCUUAAUUCACGUCCCUUGACCCAGCUUUCAUCUGAUCCUUUUGACCUUUCCCCCCUUACUCCUGCUCAUUUCUUAAUUGGACGAUCACUCAUAUCCAUACCGCAUCCGCAAAUCAUAGACGAUCACAUAACUCGCCUUGACCGCUACAAAAGAAUCGAGCACAUCAAACAGCAUUUUUGGCAACGCUUCUCGCUGGAGUACGUUAGUCAGCUGCAACAAAAGCUCAAGUGGCAAGACUCUAGGAGCGAGAUAAAACUCGGCUCCCUUGUUCUCAUUAAGGACCGUACUCUUCCUCCCCUGCUAUGGUCGUUAGGAAGGGUAAUCGCAACCUACCCUGGGAGUGAUGGAAUCGUCAGAGUCGCCGAGUUGAGGACAAAAAGAGGAACCAUCCGAAGGGCCUUUAAUAACAUCUGCCCUCUUCCAGAACUUUGAAGCCUUCUUCAGCAGCCUUCAACCCGGGGAGCAUGUCGCGGACCGGUCUUGACGCACGGGAGGAGACGUGCGGGAGGAAUCCCACCACCACGAGCAGCGCGCCGUCCGCCGAGCGCGCCACAUUCGCUUGGGCCCCCAACCAUACAUAGCACGUACUACUCGAUCGGACCUCCAACUCGCGAUCGCCAUUUUGUAUCACCACGUCGUAGUUUAAUACUUAAACCUAAUUGUAAACGGCUAUUAAACCAGCCUUAUCGAAAUACA